Molecule: messenger RNA, 192 nt
Organism: Coccomyxa subellipsoidea C-169
Lineage: Eukaryota; Viridiplantae; Chlorophyta; Trebouxiophyceae; Coccomyxaceae
Exons: 3
Coding region: 1-192 (63 amino acids)
Biological process (GO): photosynthesis
Source: RefSeq, a predicted model, not a curated record
AUGGCAGCUUUGUGCUCGCACAAGGAGGCGCCCAUCCCCACAGAACCUAACGAGCAGAUUGUGCAGCAGUACAAGGGGGAAAAGUUGUCGGCAAAUCUCCCAUACAAGGUGGAAUUCAUGAUUCCAGUGGAGGGCAGCAAGGAUGUUAAGCUCAUCGCCCAUUUGGCAUCCACAGAGAUCGAGGCGGCUUAG